Ruditapes philippinarum (Manila clam) is the source of this 4412-nucleotide messenger RNA. Its product is annotated as band 7 protein AGAP004871-like. NCBI's taxonomy places the organism in Eukaryota, Metazoa, Mollusca, Bivalvia, Venerida, Veneridae. The record is from RefSeq and is a predicted model, not a curated record. Gene Ontology annotation, cellular component: plasma membrane.
UAAGGAUGUGAGACUACCAGUACAGUUACAGAGAGCAAUGGCUGCUGAGGCAGAAGCUGCACGUGAAGCUAGAGCCAAGGUGAUAGCAGCAGAGGGUGAACAGAAAGCAUCGAGAGCAUUAAAGGAAGCUGCUGAUGUCAUCACAGAAUCUCCGGCGGCCAUUCAGCUACGUUAUCUGCAGACCCUGAACACGAUAUCCGCAGAGAAAAACUCCACCAUCAUUUUCCCACUCCCUAUUGACGUGUUACAGGGAUUUAUGAAUCCACCGAGGCAGAACACAACGUUUUAGUGGAAGGUUAAACCCUUGUUAAAUUGGUAUAUAAUGAAUGUAUAUAAACUGUGACAGCUGGUUCAAUGAUAUAUGUGCUCUCUCAGUGUGGCAUAUUAUCUGUUAAUAUAUAAUAUCAUAUAGAUCUACACAUAACAUAUUGAACAUACAAACAUUGCCAUGUAAUAUGUCUGUGAACUCUGUUAUGAUUUAUACAACAUUAUAUGUAAGUGUCUUUAAUAUUUACAUUGAAAUUUCUCAAUGCUUUUGUGAUCGCUUUUCGUCCUAAAAAUCUUAAAAAAAUCUUCUUAUAUAAACCCAAAAUGCUAGAGCUUAGAUAUUUAUCAUGAAACAUCUUCUAAUGGGUGUCUACCAAGUUUGUUCAAAUAAAAGCCCAUGGUUUAGAAUUGACCUUGGUCCAGGGGUUUAUAUACAGGUAAGCGAUUCCAGGGCCAUCAUGGCCCUAUUGUUACAAUUUUUUACCACAAAAUAGGAGAAUAAUUUAUUUACAGAUUUUUUUCUAUAGAAAAACUAGAAGUAAACUUUUUUAUACCAUAUUUUAAUUCUUAAAUUAAAAUCAACCCCAUACCAAAAUGAGGACUUGCUGCCAAACACUACCAGAUUUUAUGUUCAAAUAUACACUAAGCUUAUAAAAACAAAUAUUCUUUCUAUAUAAUGGUGCUGAAAACUAUAAAUAUGAUAAAAUCGUUCUGUCUAUUAUUAUACUAAAUUUUUCUUAUGUUAUUCUAUGGAAAACUAUAUGUAGAUCUCUGUUAUAUCUUUGUAAAUAUUGGAAAAAAGCAUUGUUUCAUGUGUGUUCAAUUUGAAAACUUUAUUUACUGAGAUAUAAAAAUUGUUCAAUCUUCUUUGUUUUUGAUGUAUGUGUAAUAAAACAAUUUUAGGUUAAAGUUCAAUAUUUUGAGAUUGGCUCUAAAUUGUUUGGUCACUGUAGGGAAAUACAAUGUACAAGAGAACAACAACAUUGCAUUUUUGCAACUAAAUUUCCCCAUUGUCUGUAAACUACUGAAUUUCUCCAUUGUAAGUAAGUUUCUCAAGUUCCCAUUGUAAGCUUCUGAAUUUUUCUUAUUACCGGUAAGCUAAUACAUUUCAUAUUAUCAGAAUUAUAUUUGUUUUAGCAAGGUUAGUUCUCUAUAUUUAUCACCAACACCAUAAUAAAUCAGUCCUGUAAAUUAAGUAUCUUCUUGGUUCAGAAAUUAUGUGUUAUAAAUCUAUAUAGAUUAAUUUAUAAAAUGAAAUAGAGUGAGAAGUAAGUGGUUGUGCAAUAUAAUAAUAUUAUAAUUGUUUGAAAAGUUGUGAUUACGUCUUUAUAUAUUGAGUUGAUUUUUUUUGUUGCUAGACAGAUGUUAACUUUAAAGAUGACCAGAAAAAUACUGAAAUGGGAUAUGUUUUAGAAACUGUUACAUACUUUAUUAAGAGCUGUUAUUUUAUGUUAUAUAUGUUUUUUUCUAUGUUAUAUAUAGUUUUGUUGAUUACAAUAUAUGGUUUGAUGUAACUGCAGCUGUUUAACACAGAUAUAAAUUUUUCUAACAUUCAGAUUGAUUUUAAAUUUGUGCAAAUUUGAAUAUCUUGAUCUAAAAGUAGUAGAUUUUGACAGUAAUUUAAUAGUAAUUGCUAUUAUGCUCCAUAUUUUUUCAAUGCAAUAUUUGAUUUGGUCUAUAUAAAUAUCUACAUGUAUGAUGUGGUAAAAAUGGUUGAUUUCUCUGUAGGGCAACAUUGAUUGUUGAUUUUUAUAAGAUAUUUGUUUUUGUUGAGCAAGUCGGGCAGUAGUUAAGUUUUGCAAUGUUAAAGGUGGAUAAUUCUUAGAUGGAAGUUAGAUUUUACAGAGAAUUUUCAGGUAAAUGUUGAUGCUUGUCAAGUUUAAUAUUCUAGUUCAAGGUUUAUUUUUGUUAGCUAAAAGUUGAUUGUUGAUAGGAAAAUUUAUUUUGUCAGGCAAAUGAUUAUUUCUGUGAAGCAAUUGUUGGGUUCUGCAAGGUUGGGUUUUUUUGUUAAGAAAAAUAUUAUUUUGUUGUAAAGACAAGUUAUAAUAGAUUGUUACUGGAGUGCAUUCUAAGACUAGGUAAACAUCUAUCUAGUUUUACUCUAUGUGUGCAAUAUAUAGAUGGUUAUUAUAUUGAUUUGUAUCAUCAUUGUUAUUGUAUUUAUAUAUUUAUCUUUGUUUUUGUUUUCUCUUUUGUGAUACUGUUUUGCCUAGAAAUGAUGAAUGGUUUUGUCGAGAUGGGAAGACUAGUUUGUUUAUCAUAUUUACUUUUUAUUUAGCAUGGUAAGGUUAGAGAGGCUAAUGAAAGUGUUAUUAAAGAUCCUGUAUGUUUUGUGAUUGAUAUUGUUACUGUCUAGUUACCACACUUGCAAAAAAUUAUAUAUGUAUAUAAUAAUGCAAAUAAAACAAUUUUCAAACAUCGAGGAAUAUGUAAAAUGUGUACUGCAAAUAUUUGUGCACAUUAUAUUUAAUCAAUAAAUUAUAUGCAUUCAUUUCUUAUUGGAAAAUUUGACUUAGAAUUUAUACAAAAUAAAUUUCUAAUUACCUCCCUUUAUUUACAUGAAAUGUUUAAUUCGGUAAUAUCUUUAUAAAUAAUGCUUAUUGGAACUUACAAUAUUGACAAAUCUUAAUUUCAGCAUCAUAUUUAUGAAAUAAAUCCAUGAAAAAAAAUGUGUUACAGGAUCUUUAAGAUAUAUGUUAUAUGUUUUAUACUUCUCUUGUAUAUUUAAGGAUAGAACUAUCAUAAGUCAAUAUUUCAACAACAUGUGCAACACUCAUCAUAUAAAAUCAUAGUCUAUCACAACUUUCAACUGCUGUUACAAAUCAUUCAUUAAAAAAUUACAAUUUCCUUACUUUUUGUAUGUCAGGAAAUUUUAAUACAUAAUUUUUACAGUAAAAACAGUGUAUAAAGAAUCAAAUAAAACUUUUUAGAAAUAUAUUUUAUAAUAACUUUUUUUAUUUAAAAAGAAAGCAAGUAAUUUCAAUUUUUGAAUUUCUUUUUUGUCAUGCUUAUGCUCUUUCUUAAUUGGUUUUCCAUAUUUUUAUAAAAUGAUUAUAUUCUAACUUAUCUAAGUCUUCCUUAAUCUGCCCUUCACUAAUUACCUCAAGUUUGGAGACAUGCAAGCUGUAUAAAUUUUGAAACUAUUGCCAAAAUGUCAAUAAAUUUGAAGUUUAUCAAAGAAAUAAUGCAUCUUUAAAAAAUGGUAUUUGCUCCCCUGUAAUUUAUACGUUAUUUAAUUGGGUCACUUUAAAGGGACUCCACUUAUUUGUGGCAUGACAGGUCCUAUAUUUGUGUUACAUUUAAGGUAGGUCUGGACCACUAACUUGUGUGCAAAUUUUCACAUCAUUUCCUCUCCUCAUUUUUACAGAGUAAACAAUUAUAUAGUGGAAAAUGACCUAACAAUGAAAAGAGUUGCGAUGCAAUUUGAGCUAAGAAUCACACAAAAAUAGAUUUUCAAUACGAUUAUAAACAUAAUAUGAGCCGUGUCAUGACAAAACCAACAUAGUGGGUUUGCGACCAGCAUGGAUCCAGACAAGCCUGCGCAUCCGGACAGUCUGAUCAGGAUCCAUGCUGUUCGCUUACAAACCCUAUUACAAGUAGAGAAACUGAUAGCAUACAGCAUGGAUCCUGAUCAGAGGAGGUAAUCAAAUGUCUGGUAUCUCUCAUCAAGGGAAUUAACUAGAUACUGGUAUCUCUCAUCAGGGGAGGUAACUAGAUUUUUAUUUAUGAUUUCUGGUAUCUCUUAUCAGGGGAGAUAACUACCAGGUAGAUUCAUUUUAAAUAAGUUAAGGGGAGGUAACUAAAGCUAUGUUUAAAACAACUAAGGGUAGGUAACUUUAGACUUUCUCAUAAGGGGAGAUAACUAGAGCUUCAUUUAAGAUGACUAGCAUCGUCCAUCAUGGAGGGUAACUAAAUUGAGUUUUAUAUGAUAUAUAUGCUUUUCUUGCUGCUGUGUUCAUUUCAUCUCCUAUCUAUGUACAUGUUACAAAAUUCUAUUUCAUACAAAACUGUUAUAUUGUAGAUAUUAUUAUUUAUCGGGCAGUGUAAUUUAAUUGUAAUAUUUAUACAUGUUCAUUUUGUUAUAUAUUUCAUUUUCUUUGAUAUGGUCUUUAUAUGGAGUGGAAAAAAUAAAUGUUCAAACUAUU